Molecule: messenger RNA, 2319 nt
Organism: Saccharomyces paradoxus
Lineage: Eukaryota; Fungi; Ascomycota; Saccharomycetes; Saccharomycetales; Saccharomycetaceae
Gene: URC2
Product: Urc2p
Exons: 1
Coding region: 1-2319 (772 amino acids)
Cellular component (GO): nucleus
Molecular function (GO): zinc ion binding; DNA-binding transcription factor activity, RNA polymerase II-specific
Source: RefSeq, a predicted model, not a curated record
AUGGAUAUAAACUCAAGUGCCUCAGCGAACCCCAGACCAGAUGGUUUGCCGAUGACUAGUGGGUGUAAUUCCGGCUCUGGUAGGAUACGAAAUAGUAUCAGAUCCAUAAUCAAUCAUCCAGAGGAUAGUGCUGGAGCAAAUGAAGGUAGUGAAGCAAACAGUCACAAGAAUAAUGGCAACAAAAAACCCAGAAAGAAAAGGAAAACUUUUAGUUGUGAUACCUGCAGGAGGGUCAAGACAAGGUGCGACUUUGAGCCUUUCGUUGGAAAAUGUUAUAGAUGUAACGUUCUACAACUUGAUUGCUCCUUAGCUAGAAAUAAAGACGAUGAAAUUUUAAAUACACUACGUGAAGAUGGUCUACUGAAGAAGAUUAACUCGAUUAAUCCUAACCUUAGUUCGUUCCCCCAUUUGAGUGCGGAUGCUUCAAGCGAAAGUCAAAAUAGUGUUGGAAAGAACGAAAUGGCCACUAUUGAUAGUUGCAUGAUCAAUAAAAGGCUUUCAUCAUUAGAAGAUUACUUAAAAUCUCUACACCAGAAAAUGGACUUGAUAAUUACCACAGCAAAGCUCUCGGAUAACGGCAAUACCAAAGACCCAAGAAAUGAUGUUCAGAACGUGGAGUUCAGCUCGAGUAACACAUAUGAUAGCUCUAUGACUUCGAGCGCAAAGACAGUAAGGAAAACAGGGGAGUAUAUCAAGGAAAAUCUUUUCUUGAAUGGAUUCAAGUUGAAGGAAUCUCCUUUGAAAUUGCUACAUGAUAUUGAUGAGAGGUUAUUUCCAUCGAAGGCCACAUCUAAAGCUGCGAAGCUAGCUGGGCAGCAAAGGCCAUAUGCCGUUGCAAGAGUGAACUUUCUCCAUUUUUAUGAGAAUAAUCAAGAAUUAUGUCAUAAACUUGCGAAAGAAUUUCUGGUAAGAUCGCAUUUCUGGAUUAUUCCAGGCGGGAGAAAAGAAAUAGAUGUGGAAUAUGCACAUUCUCACCUAUUCAUUACAAGUGUAUUUACUAUUAUCGCUAUGAGUUUUGCUGACAAUGAUAAAUAUGCUGCGGAACAAGAAAUAUUGUAUCCCUUGGUGGAGAGGUUAUUAACUAAUACUCUAACCAUGUUUGAAAAGUUAACAGCGUUUGAUAUUGAGGCUAUUUUAUACUGCUGUAUGUUCCAUAUUUCGCGAAAGGCGAAGAGAUAUAGGCAACUGAAAUUUAAUUCUCUGGUACUAAGCAAUUUUGCGCUCAAUAGUUUGUUACAUGUAAUAGAUUUUUAUCAGAUAAAGGACAGGGUUUUGGUGAAAGAAGUAUAUAACCCCGAAGAUCUUUAUCACCUAAGAAUUUUAAACUCUUUAACCGCCUGCUAUUUAGAAUAUUCUAUUAGUUAUGGCGAUAUUAGGGAGCAGGAUGACAUGCUUAAAGAAUUUAAUAAGCUUGUGGCCAAAUUUCCUCAGGCGAAUUUUGGUGAUGACAUUAAAAUCAGCGAGAUAAACUUAGGUGACAUUGUAAACGGAAUCUUCAUGAACCUUAAAAAUUAUUUUACACAGUAUUUGAAUGAGUUUAAUAAUGACAGGCAUGGAGAUAACACGAAUACCCUUGUCUUCGUUUUUCCAGAGCUAAAUUAUUGGCUGAAAAACUGGGAAGAGCUCUUAGCAAAGGAUGGUGCGGGCGUCCUAUUGUUUACGUUUGAUUUUUAUCAUAUCAUGAUAUGUCGUACUUUUAUCACAGAAUUUCCUUCCACCCUAAGAAGCAACCAAGGGUUUCUGAAACUGAUUCUCAAUACGAUGAAAGAACAUUCAUUUUCGCUGUUGAAAGGAUUUUUAAGACUACCGCCAACAUUAAUAAGGGGUGCUCCUAUUUUUACUUGCCAUCAACUGGUUUACGCCUGUUUAACCCUUUGCGACUAUCUUUAUUGGUUCGACUCUUCUGAACAUCAACACGUUUUAAGUCUUUGUACAAAAGUGUAUUGGCAUUUGAGUACUAUAGGGGAAAAAAUGAAUGAAGCUACUGAUAAUGUCGGAAAAAUUAUAAAAUCUAUCAUUGAUACUAGUAAAACUCGUAUCAACUUUGGUAAUCUCCCAAAAGAGAAUGGCGAUAAUGAUACAAUUUUGUCUAGUGCCAGUAACAGCAUGGGAGCAGAAAAUUUGCACGCCGUAAAACCCGCUACUUCACACACUAAUAGUGCUGCUUUACAUGAGAGCUUAUCUAGUAGCCACUUCAUGAUUCCUGACGUCGACCAAUUCAAUUCCUUUGAAGACUUUUUCCAAGACUUUUUUGAUAGUCUAAAACCAAAUUCUCAAAAAAUGUUCAGUAGCAAUAAGAAGACCGAACAAACCACUUGA